AAUGUAGUCUUGGGGACAGAACGAAUCGACUGCGCGUUCGCGUUGGUUGACAGUGACAGUAGUUAAAUAGUGAUUAUGAUAGGUGAAAGUUGCAAUUACUAUUUUUAGCGGUGAGAAAUAAACAUUUCAAAAUGAGCAAAAAAGUUUCUUCAGAAUUAGAAAUAGCCCCGUUAAGGUCUCUGGACGAUUUUUUACUGGAAGCUGCACGUUUUCAAAUACCGAAUGUGAAAGACCUGGAAAAAUGGGGCAAUCGAGUAACCAGCAACUUAUUGUAUUAUCAAACAAAUUAUUUUUUGCUCUCGAUUAUUAUAUUUAUAAUUGUUGGUGUUAUUCACCCCAUAAAAAUGGCAUGUGGGUUUUUAACCACCUCAGUUAUCUUCAUGAUUUUCAUAUACGUGACAAAUGAAAAAGUUGGAGCUGCACAUUUCAAGAGGAAUCAUCCCAUAGCAUCUAUACUGAUCAUUUUUGCUGGCGGAUACUUUGUCGCUUAUAUGCUACAGUCCAUGGUUGUAUUUCUUUUAGGAAUCUUGCUGCCAUUUGCAAUUUCAUUUAUUCACGCUUCGUUAAGACUCAGGAACAUAAAGAACAAAAUUGUGAACAAGGUAGAGAAUCUUGGCCUCAAAAGGACACCCAUGGGGAUUUUUCUUGAAGAAAUGGGAUUGGAAAGCGAACUGUUCUGAAGCAAACGCUUUGCGAAAAAAUUAUUGCGGUAAAUUAUUGUCGUUAUUUCAGAAAAAAGGUAAAAUUCAUAAGCGUAUUUAGUGAUUAACACUAUGUUACUAGAUGUAACUUUUACACCUCUUGGUGCUACCUUACUACAUAAUUUAUUAGAUGUGUUUUGUAUUGUCACUUCAAGAACAGAUUUAAAAAUUUUAAAAACGAAAUUGUUAUUUGUAUUAAAAAAUUAUUGUCCGGAUAAAUAAAAGAUCUUUCGACUUAUUAUUAUACACACGUAUUUUAUAUGACAGAUUGUGUUUAAAUGUUUCCUAAUUUCUUUAUCGAUAUAUUAAAUACACAAAUUCGUAAAAUUUGUCCCUUUCUUAUUUUCUUGAAUUUUAGUGAUAAAGAAAUAAGGACAGAACUAUAGCUUUAUUAUAUACUUAUAUUUAUAUACACACAGUUUUAUUGCCUAUAUUUUAUAUAUUUUACAACUUGUCACUAACGCUAACAGAAACCACUAAUCAUAUAUAUUUGUGAUAAGAAUUAUUUUCUACCAAAGAAUCAAUAACUUUUUGUGGUUAAACCACCGUUUAUCGGUUCCUAUCUUUCAUUGGUCAAAAAAUAUUAUUGUUUUUAUAUACUUAGGUAUUUCUGUAAUAUUAUCAAAAGUAUUAUUUUUCUACAACUGACAAACAUUUUCGUUAAUGUACAGUAUAUUUAGCAAGAGCUCAUUCUAUAAGGGUGUGAUAUAGGUAUUCCUAAUAAAAAAUGUUUUUCCUACCUACUUCAAUAAAUUAAAUGCUCAUAAAUUUUUUGCCAAGUUGUUAUUUCAUAGGUAUGAGAAUUAUAUUAUAAAAUGCAGUUUACUGUUUGAUAUAAGCUUUAUUGUAGAGAUUUCAUUAAAUGCAAUUUGUUUUCUACUUCCUAUUUUAAAUAAACAUAAAAUUAGCAAAUCA
Messenger RNA from Anoplophora glabripennis (Asian longhorned beetle), 1616 nucleotides. RefSeq names its product PRA1 family protein 3. Gene Ontology annotation, cellular component: membrane. Lineage: Eukaryota; Metazoa; Arthropoda; Insecta; Coleoptera; Cerambycidae. The transcript has 3 exons. Bases 132 to 680 code for a protein of 182 amino acids. The record is from RefSeq and is a predicted model, not a curated record.